UUCGAUUGGUCAAUUUGUAAAAUUUAUUGUUCCAAUUGGUUAGUCAAACGCUUCGAAGCAUAUACUAUGCAGCAAUCCAUUCUACAUGUCGAUGGUCUAUGAUCUUCUCUUUGCUGACAGUGAAUUUCGGAACGCAACCAAGAUGUUUACGCAGUGUUGACUGUCCUUAAAUAGUGAACUGUAUUUCUAUCUUUUAUGGUUCAUACAGUCGUUUGGUGACAAUUGUGAUUCUUUGCUAAGGAAAUUAGUAUUUUUAUGUUAUUAAGUAGUUGAGUUUGUGAUGAGGAAAUUAAAUUGUCAAGAGUUAUGUGGAGUCGACAGAUUAGAAGCUCAACUAGAAGUCGCUCGCGACGGUCUUCGUGGUCUUGAUCGUAGCAUUCGUAAAAUUUUGGGUCGAGAACUUCCUGACGGCGAAAGCGGCCCAUUGCAAUCUAGAAUACCUCAAAAACGAUUGUUGCAAGAAGAUCGUCGAAGAGCUAUAACAGAUUUUGUGAAUAAUGAGUUACCUGGAGGCAAACGACGCUGGCAAGGUUCUAAUAUUGAACCAAAAACAGUUUUUAGUCGAUUAAGUGCACGUGUUCCAUCUACUGCAGAUGACAGUGCUGAUGAAGAUGACAGCAUUACUAAG
Messenger RNA from Solenopsis invicta (red fire ant), 628 nucleotides. RefSeq names its product pinin-like. NCBI's taxonomy places the organism in Eukaryota, Metazoa, Arthropoda, Insecta, Hymenoptera, Formicidae. The record is from RefSeq and is a predicted model, not a curated record. Gene Ontology annotation, cellular component: catalytic step 2 spliceosome.